This is a messenger RNA of Staurois parvus, 303 nucleotides long. The record is from the annotation of a GenBank genome assembly. NCBI's taxonomy places the organism in Eukaryota, Metazoa, Chordata, Amphibia, Anura, Ranidae.
AAUUCUGCAAGUGGUUCUAAUUUACUAUCGCUGUUCUCUAGCUGGUCUAAAACUGCUUUUGACCUAAAGGGACACUUUUUGGACACCAUGGACGUUUCUCAGUUUCCAGGCAGAAAGAACAGUAAAAAUGCAGGCAGGGCACAGGACAAAGCACUAGGGACAAAAUGUAUGUGAAAUGGUUUGAUACAUGAAUGUCACUUUGUCAUUUUAAAAUUUCCCGCCGUUCCGUCCCCCCCGUACGUUCCGACACUCGGGGGGGACAUUGCCGGGGACACUGCAGGAGGGACAUCGCGGGAGCGCAGG